Molecule: messenger RNA, 438 nt
Organism: Plenodomus lingam JN3
Lineage: Eukaryota; Fungi; Ascomycota; Dothideomycetes; Pleosporales; Leptosphaeriaceae
Source: RefSeq, a predicted model, not a curated record
AUGGCAGCUCGACGAGAACGAGAUCCAUAUGGUGUGCACGAUCCUAACGUACAGUACAAACUCCACCCUCAUGUCAUCCAUGUGCGAUCCUCCGCCCCCUUGAAAGGCUGCAGCGACCCACAAAAGCGCCCCCAGUCAGGUUACCCAUGCCAGUGCCCAACUCUAGGUACGCGAUUCACACACAACAAGCAUCCGGCCCCUCCGCGCACGACUCAUUUUCAACGUGCGCAUUGCCAGCGAACGGCUCGGCGAAAUGGCCUGGCACACAUGCAACGGCAUGAUUCAGCUCGCGCUGCUCAUCAUCACCUAAGAGCACGCCUUGCCGCAAACUUUACCCCCGAGAGACCGACCGUUGUUUCUUUCUUGCCGCAGCUGCUCGAGGCGAGAUUACUGGCCGAAGUUGCUCCCCCGGAUCUCCAGGGACGAUAUUGUGUCUAG